Molecule: messenger RNA, 1881 nt
Organism: Symbiodinium sp. CCMP2592
Lineage: Eukaryota; Dinophyceae; Suessiales; Symbiodiniaceae
Source: the annotation of a GenBank genome assembly
AUGGCGUGGCAUGAAAGCAGUCACUAUGAGUUGGGCAGUGUGCAUCGCUCGGACCUCAGCCGCGACAUCUCUUGUACCAGUGGCGUAAAGCAAGGCUGUGUCAUCGCACCAAGUUUGUGGACCUUGUUCACUUGCUAUGUUGGAGCCAAAUUCAGUGAGCACAGAGAUGCAGCAUGGAUCGCUGCUCACUUGACUCUUUUUGCUGAUGACUUUCACUUCAAGUGGCAGCUGGACUCUCAGAAAGACUGUCGACGGGUUCUUGAGGACUUGCGUCUGAUCUUUGAGGUACUACAGGACCACGGUCUAACGAUCAACCCGGCCAAGUCCUCCUUCCUUGUGGAGGUACGUGGUCCUGAAGGGGAUGCAUGGCUUCGCAAACAUCGGAUGCGUGAUGCAGAAGGCAAUUGGCAGUUUGUUUGGGACCUGCUCCGUCGCUUGAAGGUGCCCAUCGUGCGAUCCUUUCGGUAUUUGGGCGUCAUGCUCUCAUAUCAUGCUUUCGAAGAUGAGACUAUGCACUUUCGCUUGCAACCGGCCCAGCAACAUCGCAAUCGCCUGUCUCGCACCCUGCAGGGUAGAGGUGGGCUCCGGCUCGAGCAACGCCGACGCAUAUGGUUGGUAUGUGUUCAGACCUCCCAACUCUAUGGCCUUGGCGCGGUGGGCGUUACGGAGGCGGGCUACAAUUUGUUGCAUAUCCAAACGGUGAAGCAUAUUCGAGCCUUUGCCAAAUCCUCGCGGCACCUCACCCAGGAAUCUGACCGCUCUCUUUUGGCCAGGCUUGGACUCUGCGCUCCGUUACAGACUUUGAUGCAACAGGUGGAUGGGCUCUGUCAUCGCUUGGAGCAGCCUGACUCAAGCACGCUUCCAUGUUUUGAUACUGCAGGCCUGCUGGGAUGGUUCCAGGGUAUUCGCUGCUUCAUGGCGCAGUAUCAAUUUCAGCAUGAACUACCAUCGCAUCAGCUUGAGUCUAAGGGCAUUCUUGGAUUUGUUCUGCGCCACCAGGGCAUUCUGAGGUUCUUUUCGGGGGCAGAGGUUGCAGCAUUGCAUGGGGCUGUCAGGCCCAUUCUACUUCAGGAGAACCGUCGAUCCCAGAUGAGGUUGCUUGGUAAUAGCCUGGCAGUUCCACAGGCUGCUGCGGGUCUUGCUUACGCGUGUCAUGCCCUGGGUUGCAAAGGCACACCGGAACCGGCUAAGGCUGUUGCAGGCUGCUUGUCAGCCCGUGUCCACAAUGCCAAUGCUUUCUUCUUACCCCGAGGAGCUGAUUGGAUCUUGUGCCGCAAGGACCAGGUGACUGAAGUGUUGGCGUCCAGCGCCAUUCGGCCCCUACCGCCACCCGGUCGGACAGCGCCCAUUGAUUUUGUGCCACUUACAUUCCAAAACGGUAAUGCUGAGGUCACUUUGUAUGCACCCACUGGCGCCCAGGCUCUUCGAGUCUUUGCACAUCUAGGUGUCGCGCACAUUGCGCCCAUGCUGCCAGCUGCUGCGCAUGAUCGCCUGCACGCCUUGAGACUGAGUGUAGACUCACUGCCAGGCUUGGACGGCUCAGGCUUUCAAGGUGGCAGUGCCAAUCGGGAAGGCCUUUGCACUGUCUUGGUUUAUGGCGGAGUCUUUGUCAUUGACACAUGGUCCCCACGAAUGUGGACACAACUGCUCAAUGUCUUCGAUUUCCUCACCUCAGAGGCUGAGGAUCUUUGCUGCUGGAACCCCUCAGGGCAGAAAUUGCGGUUUGCUGAUGAUUUUGAGGGCUGUGUCAUUGCAGGCACAUCGCCGGCUGAGGCCCCUGAGCUGCCCCUUAGCUUGCUUGCCCAGUGUGUGCCACAUCUCCAGGUCACGUUCCAGGACCAUACAGCCCGCCUGCAGUGCCCGCCGGCCUCAGCCACGUAA